Carica papaya (papaya) is the source of this 2893-nucleotide messenger RNA. Its product is annotated as protein ALTERED PHOSPHATE STARVATION RESPONSE 1-like. The record is from RefSeq and is a predicted model, not a curated record. NCBI's taxonomy places the organism in Eukaryota, Viridiplantae, Streptophyta, Magnoliopsida, Brassicales, Caricaceae.
UUCACUUCACCUCUCUUAUCCUGUCCACCCUAAUUUCUGUUUCUCAUUUCCGCCCACAACCACUUACUUUAUGCGAUUCUCUUCCACUUUUUUUCCUUCCCAGGACGACUGACUUUUCUGCCACAAACAUCCACAUUUUUCGUUUCCCACCAAAACAAAACAAAACAAAACAAACCCCCCACCUUUCUUUUUCAUUUUCUACGCUGAAAGACUCUAAAUUCGAGGUUAACAGUUACCCGGAUUAUCAGAAUGGGCUGUGUUCUUUCCAAGAAAGAAGAAGAAGAAGAAGAAGAAGAUGUGGUCGCAUUGUGCAGAGAGAGGACACGACUUCUUAAAAUGGCGGUUGAACGCAGGUAUGCUUUUUCGGAUGCUCAUUUGAACUACAAUCACUCUCUCUACGCUGUAGCGGCGGCUAUAAGAUUGUUUCUAGCUCGCCAUUCCUCUCCUUCUUCUCCUUUCCUCAUAACUUUCCCUUCUUCUUCCUCUCACCCCACUCUCAACAUUACCGACAACCAAAACUUCCUUCAACACCUACCAACUUUACCCGUCCAUCAAACCCUCCCUUGCCAGCCUGCUACUUGUACUGUCUCCCUAAAAAGAGACGAACGCGUACAAGAACCAGAAACCCAAGUGACUGAGCAACAAAUUAAUGAAGAAGAGGAGGACGAGGAGGAAGAAGAAGAAGAAGAUGAUGAUGAUGAUGAUGAAGUUCUUUGUGAGCAUUUUUAUGAUGAAGUGGUUCCUAAAAUGCCGUCACCAAACAUGGAAUUCGGGUGGGAUUUCUUCAACCCAUUUGAUAAUGGAGUGAGGACGAGGACAGAGGAGGUGAGUGAGCUCGGUCAAAGGUACGAGGAAAAUUUGAGGGCUGUGAGAGAGCAGGAGGGGAUUCCAGAGCUAGAAGAAGACGGAGAAAGAGUGGUGCGUAAAGUCGCGAAAGUGGCUCAUAAGGAAACUGGGGUUAGUGAUGAGAAAACAGGGGAUGAUAAGGGUUUGAAAAUGGUUGAUGAACCAACCAUCGGGAGGGAACUAUUGGAAGCUUUGAAGGAUGUUGAAGACCAUUUUAGUGGCGCUUUAAAUUCUGGUUUGGAUAUUUCCAGGAUGCUAGAGGCAACUAAGGUUCAAAUGCAGUCUGGUUUUGAGGAAAUUAAAGAGAAGUCGAGCAAACUUCUUCGGUCCAUUACUCUGAGCAAAACUUCCUUAUCCCGGUCUUCAUCGUGCAGAAGUCUCCUUUCUUCUAGUUCUAGAAACUCUUCUAUGUGGACCGAUCUGUUUGAUGACUAUGGGGGAAUGGAAUCAGGGAGUCAUUCGCUAACGCUUGAAAGGUUGUAUGCUUGGGAGAAGAAGCUAUAUGAAGAGGUCAAGAGUGGAGAGAAAGCAAGGAAAAGUUACGAGCAAAAAUGUUCCCAAUUGAGAAGAAAAGAUGGUAAAGGAGAUGGACUUUGGCUUGGGGACAAAACCAGAUCUGAAGUAAAGGAAUUGUACUCCAGGAUCUCGGUUGCAGUUCGAAGUGUAGAAUCAAUCUCCAAAAGAAUUGAGAAACUCAGAGACGAAGAGUUGGAGCCACAACUUGUUGAGCUGCUGCAUGGCCUGAUGAAGAACUGGAAGAUAAUGUUACAAACACAUGAAGCACAAACUCAAAUCAUGUUAGACGUGACAGCCUUCAGCUGUCCUGCUAUUGGAAAGUUUCGCAAUGAUUCUCACCGUCUUGCCACUCUUCAGCUUGAGGCGGAACUUCAUAGCUGGCAUGAUUGCUUUGUAGCCUACGUUUCCACUCAAAAGGCAUAUGUUGAAGCUCUUGGUGCUUGGCUAUCUAAAUUUAUUGCUCCAGAGGUUGGAUUCUACUCCAGUUGCAGAUCUUCGCCGCUACCACCAGGUAGGAUCAAUGGGCCACCAGCUCUAGUAACUUGCCAUGAUUGGUUAAUGAGUCUUGAGAACUUGCCGGUUAUGCAUGUAAGAGGUGCCAUGAAAUGCUUUGGGAAGGAUAUUCAUGCGCUGUGGACUCAACAAGGGGUGGAGCAACACCAAAAGAGAAAGGUUGAUGGGCUUGCCAAAGAACUUGACAGGCGAACUUUGGUGCUCCAGAGGGCAGAGAGAAGGAUUCUUGAAGCAAAGAUUUCUGGUAAGGGAUCUGAAUCAGACAUGUUUAAUGGGAUUGAAUACCUGGCAGAAAGGAAAAAGGUGCUGGAUUUGUUCAAGAAAAGGCUGGAAUCAGAGAAAGCAAAGCACCAAAUUAGCAUGCAAGAGACACAGCAAAUCACCAUAAAUGGAUUUCAGAUGGGUUUUUCUUCUGUGUUCCAGUCAUUAGCUGAGUUUUCAAAGAGUUGUGUACAAAUGUAUGCUGACCUUGUGAGACAGAGUGAAAAUGCAGAGGUAGCAAAAGGGGAAGAUAGCAACGAAUCAUACAUAGAAGAGAUUAGCUCUUAUCUCACGAGUUGAAGUGGAUAAAGAACUCAUGCAUGAUGGAUAUCUUAUAUGGAUUUUAGGCUCAUCAGGAUGUGUUAAGGAAAUUUCUGCAGAAUUCCUGUUGAACUAUCUAUGAUGCAUGAGUUGCUCAGUCAAGACAAGGAUUUUGACUCCAGCUCCUAAAUGAAAGCGGAUACAAUAAAGCCAACUGGAUUGGGUGAGGGAGGGGAAGCUUGGAAUAUUACCUAAGUCCCAUGUUAAGUUAUGUUAAAGCUGCAUAGCUAGUCUGAGACAAAGAUCUCUAGCAGGCUCAUUUAGUUGUAAUUAUCUUCGACGGAGUAUGACCAACUGGUCCAGGAAACAUUAGCUACCUCUAGUGUUGAUUGGUUUAGAUACAUUUUGGCACCUAGUUAUUGCCAGUACAGAUUGGAUAGUUAUUUGUUCUUUUGACGGUCUUUCUAAUCCAAUUCUAGAUUGUGAGACUGAAAAA